Molecule: messenger RNA, 3083 nt
Organism: Bursaphelenchus okinawaensis
Lineage: Eukaryota; Metazoa; Nematoda; Chromadorea; Rhabditida; Aphelenchoididae
Source: the annotation of a GenBank genome assembly
AUGCAGCUAAUAGAGAAGACCGUGGAAUGCACUGGGUCGCAAAUUUUGAACAUGGAAAGCUAUCAUCAAGUGCUAUGGCAACGUCGGUUGAUGGCAUUCGCGACAUUUCUGACCAUUGUAGGUGCUCAAUUUGUUUGUUUUUGUUGGUUUAGGAACAGAAACUGAGGCGUUAUUGCUGCAGGACAUAAAUUAUUUAAUGAGAAACGUGCCAAAUGUCAUGGAAAGGAAGGAAGAGAAGAGGAAGGGCUUUUUUGAAGGGUUUUUGAGAGUUUUAAAAAGUUUUAAGGAUUUGCAUACUUAAAAAGUCAUAAAACAUGGUAAGACUGUUAAGAUUAAGCUAGCUAAAACUAAGCUUACGUCUACUAAGCCAAAUUCUCUGUAGUUACUAUGUAAGAUAUGUCCACAUAAGCUUCAAAUCUUCUGCCACUUUUCAUGUAACGCUUUCAAUAAUAUUUGAAUAAAAAAUAGACAAAAUUUGUGAAGAAUUACAUAAUGAGUGAUUUAUCAAAAUAGCCUUAGAGAAAUCGCAAGAAAUCUUAUUACGCAACUUUUUCUUAUGUAAUAUAUUUUAUUUGUGUAAUUUUUACCUCGAUGUAAAACGACCCAACAAAUUACUGCGAGUCCUAGGAUAACUACCAAAUUUGAUGGGGGGCUAUCUAACUUUUUUUCUGCGUUAUUUUAUGAGUAUAUAAACCCCAUCUUUGCUGCUAAAUAACGUCAUUUGUUCCAAUACUAAUACUUGGGUUAAGCCUAAGCCUAAGCCUAAGCUUAAGCCUAAGCCUAAGCCUAAGCCUAAGCCUAAGCCUAAGCCUAAGCCUAAGCCUAAGCCUAAGCCUAAGCCUAAGCCUAAGCCUAAGCCUAAGCCUAAGCCUAAGCCUAAGCCUAAGCUUAAGCCUAAGCCUAAGCUUAAGCCGAAGCCUAAACCUAAGCCUAAGUCCAAGCCUAAACAUAACUCCACUUUUACGCAAUAAAAAUUAAGCCUACAAAACGCAAACCGCUAAACAUAAGCCAACCAAGCCAAAAAGAUUAGCCUUAGAAAUUAAAACAUUUGUUUCGAAUAACGUUUCCAAACGUGACAUUUCAAAACAACGAUGACGAAAAAUUGACAGUUAUAUCUAUGAACGUAUAAAAAGCAAUUUCAGCUUGGCAUCUUCGCUUUUCUCGUGGCCGUAUUUCAUCCAGAUUGGGCUAUUUUGGACUUUGUCAACACUGAAUUUCAAAAAGUCAACGUCCGGUUAGGGGUUUGGGGAGAAUGGCGAAAACUUAACACUACUAACAUAAGUAAGUUUGUAAUUUUGGUACCUAAUUUCAGGAUUUUUGAAAUUUUUUAAAAAAGUAGGUAUUUUUUUAUUUUUUUAUGUUUUAUGUUGUUUAACUGAUUUUUAAGCCUAAUUUUAAGCCUAAUCUUAAGCCUAAGCCUAACCGUAAGCCUAAGCCUAAGUGUAAUCUUAAGCCUAAGCCUAAGUUUAAACCUAACCUUAAUCGUAAGUCUAUUCAUAAGCCUAGUCAAUGUCGAGCAAAAAAGAAAGAAUUUUUAUAAAUUUUUAAAAUAUUUAAUAGAAAAUUUUAAAACUAAUUUUACAAAGUUAAUCUUUAAGUUAUCCUUUUUAUGAUUACUUUUUAUUUUAGGCGAAUACACCCCGCAUUUCCCCGAACCUCCGGGCGGGCGGAUACUUCGCUUGGCUGAUGAAGACAUAAAACGUAAGUGCAGCUGUUCAUAACGAUUCUAUUGAUUUGAAGCCAAUAUGACAAUUUGCCUAUUCUGAGGCUAAAAUGACAAUUUCGAACGGAAAAAAAGGCAGUUUUCUUGUUUCGAAGGGUUGGAAAGCCAGUUUUAUUUAUUAGCAAAUUUCAAACAAAUAAAGAAGAAAAGCCUCAAGAAGACAUAAAUCAAAGAGGAAGGGGAAGAUGCAUGUUUUAAGAUUGUCGUGCUUAAUGGAGACGGCGCGGGUUAAAAUAGAAAAUAGUAUUGUUUUGAAAAGGAUUAUAGGGGUUUUAUAGGUAGAGUGUUGUGGGGAGAGGGUGUAAUUUCAACCGACAGAAGCAGAGAUAAACAAAAUACAGUCGAACUUCUGUAUAACAAACACCUCUAUAACGAAAAUCCGGUAUAACAAACAAUUUUGAAAUCCCCAGACAACGUUACACAGUAAAUUUUAAACUCAUGUAUAACGAAACUCUUUUAUUAGGCGCGACAUAAAGAAACCACCAUUUUUUACAAGAAAUUACACGGAAAGUAUGGCGGGUUCUUUAUGUCGGCAUCUAAUAUAACGAACAAAUUUCAAGUCCUCGAGUGAUUAGUUAUACAGAAGUAACACUGUAACACUUUCAAUUGUAAAAAAUGUUUUUGUGGGUAAGGGUGGAUCAAAAAAUUUUUAUUGUAGAAAAAUAUUGAAGUUGUAAAUAUUAUAGUACUAAAACGCAAAUUCUGACAAAAAAUUUAAAAAAAAAAUUUCAGAUUACUACCGUGCUCAAGCGGCCUUCUGUGUAAUAUCACUUGUGAUUAUGUUUUGUAAUAACGCCUUUGCCUUAUAUACAUUCACACAUCAUCGAUACAUUUACAAACGACUGGUCGGAGGUAUUCACUUCUUCAUUGGUAGGUUUAUGUCUUAAGUUUAAAGGAAUUAGGUGUCGACAUAAAGAACCCGCCAUUCUUUACAGAAAAUUAAAGGAAAAGUAUGGCGGGUUCUUUAUGUCGGCACCUAAUACUAUGAUAAUGAGCUAAAGACGUUAAUUUGUUAGUAUAAUACUUAAUCCUGCUGAAUUUAAAAAUUAAAAUUUUAAAAAGUUAAAAAUUUUUUAAAAUUUCAUUUCUAGCCAUGUGCAUAGUAGUAGCGAUGGAAGUGCUAACCAGUAGUGUAGACGAAUGGAAUACAAACAUAGCUGAAAAGCAUCGUAGUAAUCAGGACUGGGACUUUUCGACCGUCCAACAAAACGGACUGGCUUAUUACAUUGCAGGUGGUGUGGUGGGCGUGUACAUUUUUGCUGGCAUUGCCUUUUUCAUCGCUUCGCACAAACAAAAAGGGUAUCGUGCGGCGACUUCUGAAUUUGAAAUUGAGGAUAGGGAAAUUGAAAUUGGACGGUAA